CAAAGUUUCAGGGUUUUAAAAUUCAGCAGUGUGUUCAUUGUAUUUUUGAAAGUGGCGCGGAGUCCAGGCAAGUGCCCCGUUUGCCCCAUGUUAAAAGCAGCCCUGGACACAUCCACAUAUAUGUUUCACGUGUUUCACACAUGAACACAUAUUAAGAAAAGUCAUGCUAACUUAUUUCUGACUACGUUCACGUUAUCAGUGAAUAAUACCACCAACAUACAAUAUAGAUUCCAUAAUUUUUAUGUAUUAAUUGUUCUUUGUAUUGUUCAAUAAUUAUAUGUCAUACAUUAUUUUAUUUACAUAUCAAAAUUCAUUUUUACAUUUGUCAUCAUACAUUUCUUGAAUACAAAUUGGUUGUAAAUAAAUCAUCAUACUUGGCGUUGCAGUAACCUAUAUAGUUAACUUGAGUCAUAGUUGAUCACUCUGAUCCGUCAGUUGCCGAAUAACAUAUAUUAUUCUCCCACGUAUGGUAUGAGAGAUCAUAUCAGUUUUCUUUAAUUGUGACAAGAACGACAAAAAUGUUUUCGAGUGGGCCGAAUUAUACUAAACUAAAGACGCAUUUGCGUCUUGCGAUAAAUCGGUUAAAAUUACUCGAGAAAAAGAAAACUGAACUUGCUCAGAAAGCAAGGAAAGAAAUAGCUGAUUAUAUUGCCGCUGGAAAAAUUGAGAGAGCAAAGAUACGAGUUGAACACAUCAUUAGAGAAGAUUACAUGGUCGAGGCUAUGGAAUUGCUCGAAAUGUAUUGCGAUCUCUUGUUGGCGCGUUUCGGACUCAUUCAACAAAUGAAAAAUUUAGAUGAAGGAUUAGCAGAAGCUAUUUCUACAAUAAUCUGGGCUGCUCCCAGGAUUCAGACAGAUGUUCAAGAAAUUAAAGUAAUUGCUGAUAUCUUAACAUCUAAGUAUGGUAAGCAAUACACAGAUGCUUGUAGAGAGGAAGCGGUACAAACAGUUUCUGAAAAAUUGAAGCACAAAAUGAGCGUACAAUCACCAUCUAAAGUUCUCGUAGAGAAGUAUCUUAUAGAGAUUGCGAAGAAUUAUAAUGUUGAAUAUGAGCCAGAUCCACAGGUAAUGUCAGAAGGCCAAGAUGCUCUUCUGAUUGAUGUUGGAGGUGAAACUAGAAAUAAUUUAGACACAGCUUCUGGCGGUGGUAUGCCACAACCAGUUGGGUUUAUUGGAUUUCCCCAACCUCCACUGUUACCUAAUCCUACAUCAAACUUAAUUAAUUCAGAAAAGGGACCUAUGGGAUUUGUAUCUCCAUCAGUACCUACAGAAAAUAAAGAUCAAAAUGUUCCUUAUAAUCCAACUAAUGUUUCUUAUAAUAUUCCUUGGGAUAACUCUAACAGCAAUAAACCUGAAAAUGAUUUGCCUCCACCCUAUGGAUCAUUUCCACCUGACUUAAACAAACAGUCUGAGCAGAAACCGAAACCACAACCACGAUCAAAAAUGCCGAUGAAUGAUUUUCAGCUUCCAGAUCUACCAGCUGUGCCAACCGAGACUGAUUUACCCCCAAACAAUCCAUCUACCAGCGAAGAUAUUGAUUUCGAUGAUUUAAUGAAACGAUUUGAAGAUUUAAAGAAAAGAAAAUAGCUUUUUAGGCUUGUAAACGUAUACUGGGUAUAAUAUGUAUCUUGCAAUACAAAAACUGUAGGUAAUGAAAAUGAAAAAUGUUAUAUAGUUUUAUUACUAUAAAAUAUGCUGGGUUUUAGGAACCUAGAUAUUGCAUUAAUAACAAAUAUGUUAAAUAUUGUGAUAUUGGCAAUUUUUUUUAAUAAUGCUGUAUAAACAGUUUAAGCGAAAAAGUGUUAACAAAACAUUAUGCUAUAUAGUAUUUGCAAUUUUACUAAAGCUAUUAUAUGCUCACUUAAAUUUACUCGAAUGGCUGUUUAUAACUUUUUUUUAUUACAUAUGUCUUCUAUAUAAUCUUUUAUCUUCUUAUGUGGUUGAAAAAAUCAUAUGAAGACAUUCUUUUAAUUUUCCCAAUCUUCACAUUUCUAAAAAUAAAAUUGUUGCUUAUUUUAAUUGUAAUCUAGUGCCUAGUU
Messenger RNA from Osmia bicornis bicornis, 2038 nucleotides. It is a transcript of the gene Ist1, whose product is annotated as IST1 homolog. The transcript has 6 exons. The record is from RefSeq and is a predicted model, not a curated record. Bases 519 to 1586 code for a protein of 355 amino acids. Gene Ontology annotation, biological process: protein transport. NCBI's taxonomy places the organism in Eukaryota, Metazoa, Arthropoda, Insecta, Hymenoptera, Megachilidae.